ACCGAGUCCGUCGCCCGUCUGCUCGCAAAACGUAACGUCCCGCAACAGACAACAAGCAAAUUAUCGUUGCGGUCUACAGAGGUGUAAACACGCAUACAUCAAAUAAUUCCACCACGAGUAUCAGGAGCCGUAGCAUAUACCCAAUCCCCACGAACCGAUCCUCCACCGACAAAAUGAUCCGCCACGACUACUCACGAGUCGACCCCAAACGGCGAGCCAACAUCGACUACAAGAAGCGCCAAUUCGCAAAGGCCGAGUUCCAGCAGCAGACCUACGAGCACCGGCUCAAUUACUACGGGAUCCCUCCCACCGCAGAGAUCACCCUCGAUGAAUUCGAGACGUGGGCGAUCGACCGGCUCAAAGUCCUCUCCGAACUCGAAGCAUGCAGUUUCCGCAACCGCAACCCGGAAGAGACGGCCGAACACAUGACGGGCAUCCUGGCGAAAUACCUCCCGCUCCGCUCCAACUCGUCGCGGAGCCAGAACCUGCAGGACGAGCGGAGGAAAGAUCAUUACUCGCACUUCAUACUGCGUCUCGCGUUCUCGUCGACCGAGGACCUUCGGCGGCGGUUUGCGAGGCUGGAGACAAUGCUGUUUAGGUUGAGAUUCAGGAAUGACGAUUUGGAUGAGAGGAAGAGAUUUGUGGAGGGAUUGAAGCUGGAUUGGGAGGAGGUAACGGAGGAGGAAAAGAGGGAGUUUAAGGAGGAGAUGGCGGCUGCGAGCGGGGCGAGGAAGGGGGAGGUGCAGGAGUGGUUUAAGGUUGAUUGGGAGAGGGUGCCGGAGCUGGUGGAGCAGAGGAGGGUGUUGUUGAAGAGGGGGAUGGCGUUCGUGCCGCAGAGGGAGCAGAUGAGUUUGGUGGUUGCGGAGUUCACGCGGAGGUUGGAUGAUGCGCUUGAGUUGACUGCUCGCGCGCUCCCACGACUCGAUGAAGACGACCGCCUCGCUCCCAUACUCGCCCACCUCUCACAAUCAUUCGCAACCCCAGACGCCGCAUACUCAUCCUCCGACGCCAACAUCGACGGCCUCUCCGCCCCAACCGCCGCAUCCAUCGACACACUCUCCCAACACUUCCCCCUCUGCAUGCAGAACCUCCACCAAGCCCUCCGCCGGGACUCCCACCUCAAGCACUACGGCCGCCUUCAAUACUCCCUCUUCCUCAAAGGCAUCGGCCUCAGCCUCGAAGAGUGCCUCCUCUUCUGGCGCCGCUCCUUCAAACUCAUCACGGACGAGAAGUUUACCAAAGAAUACAAAUACAACAUCCGCCACGUCUACGGCGACGUCGGCGGCGACGCCAAUCGUCGCGGCCGAGGCUACACCCCCUACUCCUGCCAGAAAAUCCUCACCGAGCCGCUCCCCGGGCCCGGACAGAGCCACGGGUGUCCUUACAGAACCUUCGCGCCAGACAAUCUGCUCGCGAUGCUGCAGAACACGGGCGUCAAUGACCGCGAUUUGCUCAAGACGGUUAGGGAGGACGUCGGGAAGCAGAGGUACCACGUAGCGUGUAACCGCGUGUUCGACUGGGCUCACAAGAAGGAGAUCAAGAAGGUCAAGGACGAUGGGUCGUGGAGUGCGGCGGACUUGGAUACGAUUGUGCAUCCGAAUACGUAUUUUAAGCGUGGGUGGCUGUUGAAGCAUCUGGGAGAUGGGAAUGCGGGUUUGGUUGGGGGUGGGGAUAAGAUGGAGGAGUAAUGAGCAAAAGACGACGAAUACAUUUCUCAGGGGUCACUUCUUUUAUCAUUGUUUCUUUUGCUCAUUUCAUCCACGGAGUUGGUAUAGGGUUGGGUACAUGUGAAGUGGAAUAGCAGCGUGCACGCACGGCAUCUUGGAUUUCAGGAAGUCCCCAGCAGCAUUUCGUGGGGUUGGUUGGUUGGUUUUUCUUUUUGGCGUUUCUCACGAUCAUGUCUGGUUGAGGUCUUGUAUGGGGACGUGUUCACCUUUUCUUACAAAGAGUAGUUAAUCCAGGGGCUUUCUUCGUCGUUGGGAAAUAUACUCAAGUCGGACCCUUCAACUUUUAACUUUGACAUUCCUAUUUCGCUGGU
This is a messenger RNA of Aaosphaeria arxii CBS 175.79, 2038 nucleotides long. RefSeq names its product DNA primase, large subunit. Lineage: Eukaryota; Fungi; Ascomycota; Dothideomycetes; Pleosporales. Gene Ontology annotation, cellular component: alpha DNA polymerase:primase complex. Gene Ontology annotation, biological process: DNA replication, synthesis of primer. The transcript has 3 exons. The record is from RefSeq and is a predicted model, not a curated record. The coding region runs from base 174 to 1688 and encodes 504 amino acids.